Dipodomys spectabilis (banner-tailed kangaroo rat) is the source of this 972-nucleotide messenger RNA. RefSeq names its product NADH:ubiquinone oxidoreductase complex assembly factor 4 (gene Ndufaf4). Gene Ontology annotation, biological process: mitochondrial respiratory chain complex I assembly. The transcript has 3 exons. Bases 78 to 596 code for a protein of 172 amino acids. Lineage: Eukaryota; Metazoa; Chordata; Mammalia; Rodentia; Heteromyidae. Gene Ontology annotation, cellular component: mitochondrion. The record is from RefSeq and is a predicted model, not a curated record.
CGUGCGCAUGCUCCCUGCUUCCGGAGGUCACUCACGCCGGUGCGCCGCGAGCCCCGAGGUCACCAUGCUCUGAAGAGAUGGGGGCUUCGGUGUUCCGCGCCCUCAGGAAUUUCAACCUGGAGAACCGGGCGGAACGGGAGAUCAGCAAGAGGAAGCCCUCCUCGGCUCCCAGACACCCUUCCACCAAGAAGCUCCUGGUGGAGCAGAUGAGCCAUCAUCCAGAAAUUGAACGAGAAGUUACUAACAAGGAUAACAAGCUGCACUCAUUUUUGAAAGAUAUAUACGUUGAUUCCAGAGAUCCCGUGUCUUCCCUGAAGGUAAAAAAUGUUCAACCAAAGCCAGUGCCAAAGGAGUUCAGAAUGCCGAAAGACCAUCACUCAGAAAUGAAUGUCACCAGCAUUCCUAAAGGCAAAAUUUCCAUUGUAGAAGCACUGACACUUCUCAAUAAUCAUAAACUUUAUCCAGAAACGUGGACUGCUGAGAAAAUAGCACAAGAAUACUACUUAGAACUGAAUGAUGUAAAUUCCCUUCUCAGAUAUUUUGUUACUUUUGAAGUCUUUUCUCCAGAAAAUAAGAAAGCACUACAAUCAAAGUAAGAACAUCACAAAAUGACUUUUUAUAGCUCUAUGCUGUUUAUCCCUUCUGUUCAGCCUACUAAAUUGUACCAGUCACAGUGUGUCUCAUGCUCCCAAGUCUGAGAAGACACUAUUGAGUUCAGUUUCUAGGAUUUGUUCCUAGGGUAUAUUUUGUUAUAAACGUUAAUUUGAUUUAUGUACUAGUUCUGUGUAUACAUUAGCAUGGCUAAUCACAUCUAUAAAAUUACUGUAAAUUAAAGAGAAUGUGUCGUUGUAGGCAUAUGUAUCAAAUCAAGUAGCCAGAAUUCCACAUUUAAAAUUCAAAGGAUUUCCUUCCACUUAAGGUGAUGAAUUACUUUGUUGUGGGGUUUUAAAAUAAGAGCUUUCUUGACUCCUA